Messenger RNA from Mangifera indica (mango), 2513 nucleotides. RefSeq lists its product as uncharacterized. Gene Ontology annotation, molecular function: ketol-acid reductoisomerase activity. Gene Ontology annotation, cellular component: mitochondrion; chloroplast. Gene Ontology annotation, biological process: L-valine biosynthetic process. The record is from RefSeq and is a predicted model, not a curated record. NCBI's taxonomy places the organism in Eukaryota, Viridiplantae, Streptophyta, Magnoliopsida, Sapindales, Anacardiaceae. Bases 24 to 2513 code for a protein of 829 amino acids. The transcript has a single exon.
CAAAAUCAUGGCAGCCCAUUUCUAUGAUACCCAAUCUGGCCCGAAUUCAACUAAACCCAAUGUCAUUCACAUUCAAUCUCAACAAUCCUUACAAUAAUAAUACAAGCCCAAGACCUGAGCCCAAACCCAAGUGGCCCACACAAAAUCCAAUAUUAUAUAUUUCCAAAACCAAACCCAAUCCUUCAACUUAUUUAACUACAACCAAACCUAACCCAUUUACGCCACUUAUAUCCCAGCCCAAGCAUAUUAUUCCAACCCUUACAAUCAAACCCCACUCUAGCCAACAUAACCCAACUCCAAUAAAAGCUUCCGAGCCAGCAUAUCACCAUACCACCCAUCCUCUUUUUCAUUCCCAAACUAUUGAAAUUUUUUCAAUCAAAUUCUACCCAUUGACAGUACACCAUGCCAACAACAUGUCACCCCCAACUCAUGACCGAUUCAAUAACAUCAAUAUUACCCUUCAAUUAAUCCAUCCUUUUUUAAAGAGGAGAGGGGAAGGAAAACAGGGAGAUGGCCACCGAGACACAUGCUACCGACGGUUGGAACUUGCAUUCCUUAUCGACAAUGGUUUGGAAGGAAAAAGCACGACUCGAAAAUGGCUGCAAGGGUGGGAGGGACUUGAAUUCCCAAAGAAUUUUAGUGUGAUUGCUGUGUGUCCCAAAGGAAUGGGUCCAUCUGUGAGGAGACUUUACGCUCAGGGCAAAGAGAUUAAUGGCGCUGGAAUUAAUUCCAGUUUUGCUGUCCACCAGAAUGUUGAUGGUAGAGCAACUGAUGUUGCCCUGGGAUGGUCAGUUGCCCUAGGUUCUCCUUUCACAUUUGCCACCACUUUGGAGCGGGAGUAUAGGAGUGAUAUCUUUGGGGAGUGGGGCAUUCUACUUGGUUCUGUUCAUGGAAUUGUGGAGUCCUUGUUCCGAAGGUACACUGUCAAUGGAAUGAGUGAAGAUCAGGCUUACAAGAAUACUGUUGAGUGCAUUACAGGAAUUACAUCCAAGACCAUCUCUACUCAGGGUAUGUUGGCUGUUUACAACUCCCUAUCUGAAGAGGAGAAAAAGGAAUUUGAGACAGCUUAUAGUGCAUCAUUUUAUCCUUGCAUGGACAUCUUGUAUGAGUGCUAUGAAGAUGUAGCCGAUUGUAGUGAGAUCCGCAGUGUUGUCUUGGCUGGGCGUCGGUUUUAUGAAAAGGAUGGUUUACCAGCUUCCCCAAUGGGAAAAAUUGAUCAGACUUGCAUGUGGAAAGUUGGUGAGCGUGUCCGAGCAGCACGGCCAGCUGGUGACUUAGGCCCCUUGUACCCUUUUACUGCAGGUGUCUAUGUGGCUUUAAUGAUGGCCCAGAUUGAAGUCUUGAGGAAGAAGGGGCACUCAUACUCUGAGAUCAUCAACGAAAGUGUGAUUGAGUCUGUAGAUUCAUUGAACCCAUUUAUGCAUGUUCGAGGAGUUUCUUUUAUGGUGGAUAACUGCUCCACAACAGCUCGGCUUGGAUCAAGGAAAUGGGCCCCUCGUUUUGAUUACAACCUCACGCAACAGGCGCUGGUGGCAGUGGACAGCGGUGCCCCCAUCAAUCGAGAUCUCAUCAGCAACUUCCUUUCAGAUCCAGUGCAUGGAGCCAUUGAAGUCUGCGCUCAGUUGAGACCUACCGUUGACAUUUCAGUUCCACCAGAUUUCACUCCAACAAAGGUGGAACCUGAACCAUUUAAGAGAAAGGUGGUGAGGCUUCCAAUAUCAAGGCGUGGCCUUGGAUCUAAAGGGCAAAAUAUUGUUGUGCUUACAAAUCACUUCAAAGUUAAUGUCACCAAUUAUAGUGUUUCCCUCUCAUAUGACGAUGGUCAUCCUGUUGAUGGUAAGGGUAUUGGAAGACGAGUAAUUGACAGAGUGCAAGGCCGUGUUCUAUCCGCCCCAAGGUUAAAAGUAGGAAAUGGUGAGGAUUUCUUUCUUCAAAAUGGGCGGUGGAAUUCCAAUAAUAAGAAAUUAGUGGAGCCGACAAAGAUAAAACGAUGGGCUGUUGUGAACUUUUCUGCGCGCUGUGAUAUUCGUAGCCUUGUUCGUGAUCUGAUAAAAUGUGGCGAUAUGAAAGGCUUGAAGGAAGACUUGCUAGAGGAGCAGCCUGAAGGUGUAUCAGAAUACAAGUAUUCCUCCCAUAGUGAUCUUGAAUUGCUUAAUAAGUGGAAAGGGUUGCCGGAUCGCAAAUGGACUUGGGAAUCAUGCGACAACCUUCAAUAUCCCUUUCUCCAAUCACACCUUGAGGACAAGGUGUCUCUCGAUGGACGGGGAAAUGUUAGAACUCAUAUAUAUAUUUUCUGCAGGAAAAGAGAAUAUAAAAAAAGCUGUGACCCAAAGGCAAAAUCGGAAGGCUGUCACCUUAUUGCAAAUCCAACCACUCAGAAUAUGAAACGUGGCAGAGCAGGAGAGAAUGAAAUGGCGGUGGAAAGAGUUGAAAAAGGGAGCAGGUGGGGGGAAAAGGGGCAGGUGAAAAAAACUAAGGAAAAGGUGGGGCGAGAGGGUUCUCUCGAAUGUUGA